AUGGCGCUCCGCUCGCGAAGCGGGCGCUGGGAGACGCGCGCACAAGUGCGGCCGCUCCCUCUGCCGACUGAAUCGAGUGAGCGGCCGUGGGAAGAGUACACCAUAGUGCGCAAGCUUGGGCGCGGUAGUUUUGGCCAGGUGUACGAGGCAGUGCAUACUCCGACCACGCAGGUCGUCGCCGUCAAGCAAAUCCACCUCGAGUCAAGCGCUGGCGAAGGCUGCGAAGUGCAGGACCUUUCUGAAAUCCAGCGCGAGGUUACAAGUCUGGCGCAGUGCCAGUCGUGCGAGCGGGUGACGCGGUACUAUGGCAGUUUCUUGCGGCGCUACACGCUGUGGGUCGUCAUGGAGCUCAUGGACGGCGGUUCGUGCCUCUCGCUGAUCCAGCGCGGCGGCCCGCUUCCUGAAAGUGUAAUUGCCGCGAUAUGCAGGCAGAUCGUGCUUGGGCUAGUCUAUCUACACGCCCAAGGCAUUGUGCAUCGCGACAUCAAAGCCGCGAAUGUGCUUCUCUCCAAGCGCGGCGAGGUAAAACUCGCCGACUUUGGCGUCGCGGCGCAGCUCCUGCACCGCAACUCGCACUGCCGGACGCUGGUAGGUACUCCGUACUGGAUGGCGCCCGAAGUAAUCAAGCAGUCCAAGUACAAUGCAAGCGCGGAUAUUUGGUCGCUCGGCAUCACCGCGCUGGAAAUGGCACAUGGACAGCCGCCGCUGGCGACGUGCCAUCCCAUGCGUGCGCUGUUUCUCAUUCCCAAGGCGAAUCCGCCGCAGCUGGAUGCAGAGCGCUACUCACGCGAGUUUGCCGAGUUUGUCAGUCGGUGCCUCGCCAAGCAGCCGCAGGACCGCGCGUCUGCACGCGCUUUGGGUUCGACGUCGUUUGUCCGCGACGCGGGCGAUAUAGCAUUGGUCCGCGCUUGCAUAGAGGAGCGCGCACGCGAGACGGCAGAAACGAGCCGCUCGGAUUUGUCCGACGCGCUGCAGGACUCGGUGCUCGAUACCAGCCGCUUUUCCGAAUGGGCGUUUGACGACGAGAGCGAGGAGCGCGGCGUGCAAGCUUCGCGCAUGGGCCUCGGUGACGACAGCCGCGUUUCCGUGCAGACACCCGCGCCGCUUGUACAUAUCGCAGCGCACACGCCGCGUCCCGAUGCGCCGACGUUGCCAAAGGACGUGGACGCAUGGAAAGAAGGCUCGCCGCGCAAGUCGCCGCGCGCGCCGGUCCAGUCGCUUGCACGCGCGCCGUCAAGCCAGACGCGUGUGCAAGCAGCGCUGGAGCAGCUUGCGUACCAGGCCGGCCAGGAUGCCGAGCAGGACGGCGCGGGUAUGCUCUACGAGCUUCAAGGCCUGCUCAGCCAGCUCGGCCGCCAGCACCCAGCCUACCUCGACCAGUUUGUCCUCGCGCUUGGCCAUCCGCGCGCUGGGAGCGCAGUGCGCACGCCUGCCGCAGCGUCGCGGCUUGCGUCGCUUUUGUACGGCCGCUGGCUCGAGGGCUUGCGUGCGCGCUGGGACGUGCUCGAUAGUCCACUAUAG
Messenger RNA from Malassezia vespertilionis, 1521 nucleotides. RefSeq lists its product as uncharacterized. The transcript has a single exon. The record is from RefSeq and is a predicted model, not a curated record. Bases 1 to 1521 code for a protein of 506 amino acids. Gene Ontology annotation, biological process: protein phosphorylation. NCBI's taxonomy places the organism in Eukaryota, Fungi, Basidiomycota, Malasseziomycetes, Malasseziales, Malasseziaceae. Gene Ontology annotation, molecular function: protein kinase activity; ATP binding.